CUCGAGCUUCCUUUCUCAUUCCUGGAGCCUACACAGUGGGUCCAAUUCUUCUGGACUGUGUCGAGUAAGCAAUCCAUCCAAAGGCUUACCGUACACAUACCUGACUCUGAUUAUAAGCAAAGGUAUUUGCCAAGAUUCUGCAGAGCGCUUAAGGAAAGUGGGGCUGAAACAAAAGUCUCUCUCGGCACUCUUGAGAAUGUCUUCAACUUGGAUUUGCUCGAAUCAAAUUCAUUUUCAGAUGUCAACUUCAGUUGUCGCAAUGGUGAUCGAGGGCAACUGCUAGCCUUGCUGCAGCUUUUCCCCGCAAUGAAGAGCCUAGGUUUGCACGUCAACGCGGGUGACGCUGAGCUGUGCUCGGCCGUCGCAAAAUACAUUAGGAAAGAAGACUCACUUCUUGAAAAUCUGCGGCUCACAUUUUCUUUCAAUGUCCCUGACAUCAUGGACUGCACAUUCAGAGCAUGGACAGAAAUUUUCGAGUCGCUCGCUUCAAGCACGAGCAUUAAAAAGCUGCGAGUAGACUUGGAACACUGCAUGCUAGGCCGAAACCCUGUGUACAAGCGGGGAGUGGAGCGGCUGGCUGACGUCAUCAACACGAGUCGGAGCAUACGAAUGGUGUCCUUCAUCGCCGACGUUACGAUGAUAAUCAAGGACUUUUUUGGGCGCCUCUGUUUUGGCAUCGCGGAGAACUACAUUCUCGUGAGCAUAGACACGGCCAAGUACCUACAAAUAGAUAAGAAAGCGUUUCAAGACUUCUUCGCCGUCUUGGACGCCGUGCGUCGAAACGCCAGCUUUGUGACACUCGCUGCAGAUUUCACUGACAGCAGGACACUGGACAGACGCUGCGUCCGAGCCUUGGAGCGAGUGCUGCGCCAUCCUCCCCUCCUUGAGGAGCUCGCCGAACAAGAGUCCAUGAGCGUGGCCGAGGCCUCAGCGAUGGUUCGACGAAAGUUCAGCAGAGCCGAAGGCCUGCACGACUUCAUGCGGCUCGCCGGUGUCGUCAAAGAGCGUGUGGAGUGCAACUCGCGUGCAGGCGGACGACUUCAACUGGACGACCUGGAUGAAUACUGCUGGAGGAAGGUUCGGAGCUACCUCAUGAUAGACGACAUCAGGGACCCUGGAGCGACCACGCUGGUCCAUCGCUAA
This is a messenger RNA of Dermacentor silvarum, 1143 nucleotides long. RefSeq lists its product as uncharacterized. Lineage: Eukaryota; Metazoa; Arthropoda; Arachnida; Ixodida; Ixodidae. The coding region runs from base 307 to 1143 and encodes 278 amino acids. The record is from RefSeq and is a predicted model, not a curated record. The transcript has 2 exons.